This is a messenger RNA of Phragmites australis (common reed), 1960 nucleotides long. RefSeq names its product E3 ubiquitin-protein ligase RSL1-like. The coding region runs from base 119 to 1762 and encodes 547 amino acids. The record is from RefSeq and is a predicted model, not a curated record. The transcript is spliced from 3 exons. Gene Ontology annotation, molecular function: zinc ion binding; RNA-DNA hybrid ribonuclease activity; ubiquitin protein ligase activity. Gene Ontology annotation, cellular component: cytoplasm; ubiquitin ligase complex. NCBI's taxonomy places the organism in Eukaryota, Viridiplantae, Streptophyta, Magnoliopsida, Poales, Poaceae. Gene Ontology annotation, biological process: ubiquitin-dependent protein catabolic process; protein polyubiquitination; positive regulation of proteasomal ubiquitin-dependent protein catabolic process.
AAUUGUAUCGGCCCAGGCAGCCCAACCAGCUACUCGAGAUUUUCGCUGCAAAGGGAGAAAAAAAAUCCGUUCGAUUUCCCUUUUGGAAACUGUGGGCGGCGGUUCCUGCGCGAUUCCGAUGAUGGCCGGCGACGACGACCUCGCCGCCCUGCACGAGCAGGUUGCCCUCGCAUCCUCCGCCUCCGACCUGGACCACGCCUUCCAACUCCAGCUCGCCGAGGCCAUCCAAGCCUCCCUCCUCCACUCAGGAUCCAACGCCGCCUCCUCCUCAUGUCCAUUGCAAGCCGCCCCCGCGCUCCCCGACUUCUCCUCAGACGCUGCCUACGCCUUCGCGGUCCAAGCCGCCGAUCUCGCGCUCGCCGAGCAGGACCGCCGCGACGCCGAGGCCUGCCGCGCCGCCCACGCCCGGGCCGCCGCCUCCGUCCGCGUCGCCGCGCACGACGCCCUCUUCGCGCGCGACCUCGCCGCCAUCCCGGAGGAACAGUGGGCCCACGACGGCGACUACUUCGAGCGCCCCGUCGACUCGUCGCCCCGCCCGCUCUUCCGCAUCUUCUCCAAGGGCAUGGGCAGCAGGGAGGUCAUGGGUCCGCGGGACCGGGACCCCAGCGUCGCGGUGCUCGCGGUGAUUGUCUGCGGGCCGCAGGGGGAGGUGGUGCUCAGGAUACAGAAGCCGGUGGAGCGCUUUGUGGGCGGCCGCAUGAUAGUGGAGGUGAUGGCGCUCAUGGAAGGCCUCGACGCCGCGCUGGGGUUGGGCAUCAGCAGCGUCACCAUUGUCACCGGUUACCGGCCGCUGUACAACCAUAUGCUUGGAAUUUGGCGCCCAUCAGGGAAGAAGCUGGCAGAUAUGAUCAAUCAGGUUCUGUCAGUGCGAAGGAAAUUCGAUCAAUGUGAAGUCUCACUUGUUGAGCCAAGCGAAGUCAGCCAUGUGGUAAAAUUGGCAAGAGAUUCAAUAGCUGUUCAGAUCGCCAAAGCUCUUGCUGCCAAUGCCAGCAAGGAGAAAAGAGAGACCUGCGCCAUCUGUUUGGAAGACACUAACAUUACCAAAAUAUAUGUUGUUGAAGGUUGUGCACAUCGCUUUUGCUUCUCCUGCAUGAAGGAGCAUGUGAAAGUUAAGCUGCUCAAUGGAAUGCUCCCAGCUUGCCCACAAGAUGGUUGCGCCACAAAGCUAAGUGUGGAGGGUUCAAAGAUAUUCCUAUCGCCACGUCUGUUAGGAAUCAUGGUGCAACGCAUCAAGGAAGGACAAAUCCCUCCAAGUCAAAAGAUUUAUUGUCCAUAUCCCAAGUGUUCAGCCUUGAUGUCCUUGGGGGAAGUGAUUCGUCCAAUGCAAGAAUCCUGCUCAAAGUACACGGCUGCUGAUGCUGCCACAUUGAGGAAGUGUGUCCAAUGCAGAGGCUCUUUCUGCAUCAACUGUAAGGUCCCAUGGCAUGAUAGGAUGAGUUGCUACGACUACAAGAGGAGGUACCCUCACGCUCGCCCAGAAGAUGCAAAGUUACAAAACCUUGCGCGGCAGCGGCUGUGGCGCCAAUGUGUGAAAUGCAAGCACAUGAUUGAACUUGCGGAGGGUUGUUACCACAUGAUCUGCGUGUGUGGCUAUGAGUUCUGCUACACAUGUGGGAAAGAAUGGAAGGAGAAGAAAGCAAGCUGCUCCUGCCCGUUGUGGGACGAACACAACAUCAUCAGAGAUGAAGAUGAGGAUGAUGAUGACUACGAGGAAGACGAGGAUGAUGAUGACUACGAGGAAGACGAGGAUGGUGUUUACUAGCUAGUAGGUUGUUGCAAUUCAUUUCUGUUACUGCAACUAUAUACGUACUAGCCCGCCUUGCAGAGUUUCCGUAUCAAGUUGGAACGACUCGUAUGAUGUAUAACCUCAGCAGCAGGUAUGCUACUUUGUUUUUUUUGGAACGUAAUACAGCAAGUUAAAUGCUGUGUGAAACAUGAAUGCAUGGACAAUCUGAGGUUA